Messenger RNA from Spirometra erinaceieuropaei, 1735 nucleotides. The record is from the annotation of a GenBank genome assembly. NCBI's taxonomy places the organism in Eukaryota, Metazoa, Platyhelminthes, Cestoda, Diphyllobothriidea, Diphyllobothriidae.
GCGAAGAAUUCGUCAAGUUAAUUUCUUAUUUGAAAAUGUUCACUCCUUCUUGACAGUUAGUGCCUUAACUCACAAAAUCCCGGUCCGAAAAAUUUCAAUUUAGAUCAUCUUAGGACAUUACUCGAGUAGAUAAGUAGUAUUCACGAAUUUAUUCUCAAGGGCAACAUCAACGGGGCAUGAGAUUAUCUUCAGGCUUCAUUUCCCUAUUAACAUGGACGCCUUCAUAACGCAUAACAAAUUCAUAUUGCUAUUUGCCCAACGACCGAUCGUCAACAUUGAUUUUUUGCUCGUUUCCAGAGGACGAUAUAAAACUCAACUCAACCCUCUUCUACUGGCCGCAAAACGUGAUUGACGUGCUAGACGUCGCCAACAGUCGCCUGAACGGCCUACGGGAAAACUCUGAGGAGACUUUGAGGGCACGAGUAGCCGCUCUGGAGAAAGCUAUCAACUCAUCUAGUGGAAGCAUCGAACAAAUGCAGAAACGCGAAGUGCUUUCUAAUGACGAGAUUAAUCGGGCCAAUGGCAUGCUGGACGCCUUUGACGCCAUGUUGCAGGGUUUCACGGACGAGGCUGAUGCCAUCAUAAGGUGCGCUGUCGUCUUACCGAAAAUUCGACCCUUUAAUGUGUGGCAGUGGUAGUUUUGUUGGUGGGACGUCGGUGAUGGUGGUGGUGGUGGUGGCGCCGGCGGCGGCGGCGGCGGUAGUUGUGAUGGAACGCUAAUAUUCUGUAGACUGUUUCAGUGUAGUUUAACAUAAUCUUAAGAUAUGAUUUAAUUGUUUAAUGCAGGAACAUCUUAUCUUCGGUCUCGAAGCGUCAAUUCCACAAAGUAUAUAUAUAUAUAUAUAAUGUUAGGGGGCGCUCACCGAUCGUUCAUACGGAACUCACUCGUUCCGUUGCGCCUUAUGGACUCUCUCUCGAGCCCAACCAGCAGCCGCACAGCGGCGCAUGAUAUAUAGGCAGAAUGGUAUUACCGACAAAGACAAGGGAGACUGGAAUGGCCAUUUCUGGCUUAUUAGCCGUCGUCAGCCAGCCAUACCCAAGCCCGAAGUGUUCCACACUUGUCUCCCUUGUCUUUGUCGGUAAUACCAUUCUGACUAUAUAUAUAUAUAUAUAUAUCAGGUGAAUAAUUUCAGAAAUUAAUCAGUGCAGGACUUGGAGUUCAUAUAGCAGAAACCGCUAGAGAACGCUGGGGGUCCCACUGAAGAGCCGAACCCCUCGCAGCUGUGUCACGCAUCGGCAGAAUAUCGGCGAAACACGUGUCUGGGCUUUUAGCAAGUAUCUAUGUCGGGAGUACGGUAUAAUACAUUUACCAUAAUAUAUAUAUAUAUAUAUUUGAUGGAUAUAGGCGAAAAUGCCGACCCCAGGUGUUGAGAUGGAAGAAGGUAAAGAGAUCUCUGGAGAGGAUGAUUUAUUAAUCUGACGUUUCACACUCAUACUUGAGCGCAUCAUCGGAGAUAGAUUAAAAGUGGGAAUACAAGGUUUAAAUAGGUCUUUCUUACUCAGUACUGAUAGGUCCAUUGUUCUCUCUUCCCAUUGGCCCUCUCUUCCUGCUCAAGUGGUGUCUGAGGGCCUCAUAUGGCGCCGGUAGGUCGAUCCUACGGUUGAUCGAGUUGGCGUUGGAUUGCCAGCCUUCGAUUAUCUCUCCCGCCAUUUUGCUUUCAGCUCGACCGAUUACUUCUGCCUUGUCGAAGCCGAAUUGAUGGUCAUUUUCGAGGCUAUGCAUGGCAACAUGUGA